GCGGCUCCAGGUCGGAGACAGCUUCCAGAAGAGAGAGGAGGAACCACACACAGGGACCAGCGUGUGGCUCCAGCAGUAACCCUGUCUGUCUGUCAGCACCAGGGAGUUGUCCUCUUCUCCCCUGCGGCUGCAGCGGCGUGUCUCACACAGAGGAGCGGUUAUGUGAUGGGUGUUGGAGCGGAGCCCGGGAGAGCUUUCCUUCGCCAGGGCAGCGGGGUGAUGAGGAAGAGCAGGUUUCUGCCGCUGACCGGGAAGUUCGCUUUCCACUUCCAGGCGACGCUCAGUGGCGAAUAGAGGAGCCACCGCUUUCACUGAAGGAUUAAAUCACUUAUUUAAUUAAUUUGCUUGUUGUUUCUGCGCUGAAAUGUGGUUUUAAUUAUGCUCGAGCUCACCUUCGGAUUGUACAUGUUGCCUGGCUGAGCAACGGCUGCCUAUGGAUUGUGCUUCUUCUAUGCCCAUAUUUGGAGUUAUUUAAGGAGACAGUUAACAGGAUUCAACACAUCCAGGUCAAAUGACCGUCUAAUGUCCGUGAGUGUGACGAGUCUUAUUGUGACAUGGAAAAAACGCGACUCUACAGCCUCCUUUAUUACUUCAUCCUCAAUUCACCCCUUAUGAUUUGUGCAAAUGCUGCAUUUACUGAAGUCCCGAAAGAUGUGAGUGUGGGGGAGGGAGAGGAUGUGGAAAUGCCCUGCGCCUUCAAGGCUGUCAGUCCAGCGCCCAUGUCUUUGGAGAUCCAGUGGUGGUACCUGAAGGAGGAAGUACCUAAGGAACUGACUCAUGAGCUGCAGAUCAGUGCCCCGGCCAACAGAGCCAAGGUCGUUUCAAGGGAAGCCACAAAAAUAAGUACCGUGCGUGUUCAGGGCAACGCCAUCUCCCACCGCCUCAGCCUGUCCAGGGUGAAGAAGGAUGAGGAGGGGGUUUACGAGUGCCGCGUGUCUGACCUUUGGGCCGAGGAGACUCAGGAAUUUACGGUUCAUGCCAUGCUGCAUGUCGCGCUGGGUGACGGCAUGGUGGCCGAGGAGGCUGUGUCGCACAUCCAGAACCGCUGGCCGCUGAGGAAUACCAACACGGUGCUGGGAGGGAGCGGAGCAGGGAGAGCCACCUCAGAGCCCGGCCAGGGGCUGGCAGGAGGUCAGAGGUCGGGGCAGGGUAAGCAGCGGGUGCCUCAGCAGGCCCAGCCUGGCCUCCUCCCCUCCAUCUCCUCCACCACCACCACCUCGGUGGCCAAGUCGUCAGCUUCACCGCUGCCGGGGAACGCAGGCAUCCUCCGGCAGCAGCUGGGAGCUGGUGAGCUGCAGUGUGAUGAGCACCAUGGACCCCCUCCUCUGCAUCACUCUCCUGUUCCUGCAUAAACUUCUUCCCUUCCUGUUGGCCCACUGACUUCAACCAAAAUUGUGUCUACCUGCAACGUUCUCACUUUCUAUACCAAAAACAAAACAAACUAGCAGCAGUCAGUGCCCACCAGAGGAGAAAGGGUCACAUUAAAUCGAUGUAUGCCGUUGCAACAAAUCACUGCAGGGAGGGAAAGCGAUGCAAAAAGGACGGAGGAGUUGGACAGAAGACAUUAAAGAAAACGGAGGAGAAGAAAGUUCCUCAGACUUGAAACACACAUAAAAGCUACAUAACUGUUGACCGAGCAGAGUGUGGAGGACAAACAUGUGCUCACAGUGAUUGAUGGGAGCAUCACACCUGAUCCACACAGCCUAUACAGUGUGGACACAUGAAGCGCUGCCUCAACUCUCCACCUGCUUCAUGCAUGGCCCUCCUCAAACACUUCACACACAUUUCUUUUGCAGCAUUUCCACUGCGAAUUCUGUUCAUCUGACAACUCAGACCAGUUCAAUGCGAGUCCCGCUCCUGACUUAGUCACUUUCAUUUGUUAUAUGGGAGACAUGUGACUGUUUUUCUUUGAUCAGCUUAAUCAUUUACGUAUUUUUCUUUAGCCAUGUGAAGCAUCUUCAUUUUACAGAAUCACCGUUCAUCCUGUGUUGGUCUGAUUUAUGCCAUGUCCACCCCCUCCUACACAAACACACUUACUUUUGUUCAUAGCUGUGUUCUAUAAUGUAAACAACAAAUAAUAAGCUGAUAUAUUUUGAUUAAGAUAAGGCACAUUUUACCAUUGUUGUUGUUAAUCACCUCCAAUAAUGUUUAUUUUUAUUAAAUAUAUGGUGAUUAAAGUAAGACAUUUAAUUUCUAUGAGACAAAAAGUGAUUUAUUGGUUUACUUGCCAACAGCAGUUGAGAUGAAGGUUUAUUGUUUUUGUAAUAAAAAGGUAGAUC
Cottoperca gobio is the source of this 2279-nucleotide messenger RNA. It is a transcript of the gene vstm2b, whose product is annotated as V-set and transmembrane domain containing 2B. Lineage: Eukaryota; Metazoa; Chordata; Actinopteri; Perciformes; Bovichtidae. The record is from RefSeq and is a predicted model, not a curated record. The coding region runs from base 555 to 1352 and encodes 265 amino acids. The transcript is spliced from 5 exons. Gene Ontology annotation, cellular component: membrane.